Messenger RNA from Alternaria metachromatica, 951 nucleotides. RefSeq lists its product as uncharacterized. The coding region runs from base 1 to 951 and encodes 316 amino acids. NCBI's taxonomy places the organism in Eukaryota, Fungi, Ascomycota, Dothideomycetes, Pleosporales, Pleosporaceae. The transcript has a single exon. The record is from RefSeq and is a predicted model, not a curated record.
AUGCAGACUCCUACAAACCGCAUAUCGUCUGCGGCUGAUCCAAAUGCGGUGUCCUUGCUGACUACGCUACCCCCUGAACUUCGUAAUUGCAUCUACGAAUGGCUGUUCAAGAGCGACGAUCCAGUCCUACUCCACAAUCCGCAUUCAUUUCACGAGGCAGGACCGUCACUGAAAGUGUAUAACGGCUGGCCCGACCCCCAGAAAGCCGAUGACCGACGCUUACAAGUGUACUACAGUAGCUACGAGGCUGAAGUUGGAACCGAUGACGUCUUCCGACAUGAUUUCCACGAAGGCCUCGCUUUGCUAUCGUCUUGCCGCCAGAUACAUGACGAAGCCUCCGGGAUCCUAUACGGCGGCAACACCUUUGUAUUCUCUAGAGUGCUUCAACUUCACCAUGCGGACGAUGACUCUCUGGACACUCUGCACGAAGAUGAGGACUACUUCCAGGUCAACUACGCAGCUCAAUGGCUAAACACAAUUGGAUCGCAGUUCUGCUACCUCAAGGAUGUCAUAAUCGAUACAGACACGAUGUGUGGUUGGGGCCGAUGUUGGGGCAAUGAGAGGAUCGAGCUCCUGCCUCUGGUACGGCUUGUCUGGAAGAAUGCGGACUUCUUCAACGUACUCUCAUUCGAAAGCACUGGCAGGUUACCAGUCUGUCAUAAGCUCAACGGCAAGAUGGAUGAUGGGUCAAAGCUGACGCCCAUUGACAUCGCAACCUUCCUUAAUAACUUGUUUACGGCCUUGGCGAGGGACGACGUUCUCGACAUCCGCAAGUAUCGCAAGUCUAACCGUCUCAUGGAUUAUGUUAGCAUACAUUCAUUUACUCGAUUCCCACCAAUAGGCUCUAUGGGCUUCCGUUUCAAGGAAGGAGGAGAAGGAAGAGACUCGCGGUCGUUUGUCGUACUUGAACAAGGCAAAAAGCUUCGAUGGAAGCCAAAGAAGAAGCAUUAA